AUUUCAACAGAAAAAUAUAAGUCAUAAGAAGAAGUAGUUUGCUGCAAUAUAUAACCAGUCAACAUGUAGCCGGUGCCUCACCUCGUUUCUUCUCUCUCCCACCGCUUCACUCUGCGUUGAGACUACGUCGUUUACAAGCUCUAAAUAUGGUAUUCAUUCUUCAAGCUAUCCCUUGCCGCUCCCUUCCGUUUUUCUUAGAGACAUGAUCCAAGGUUCUUUAGCUUUGUAGUGUCGGAUUAUCAAAGACUCCGAAGAAGAUCGAGCUAAUCUCGACUCUCCUUUUUUUUUUGUUAAAGAAGAUUUGCCGCUUUAUUUAUAAAGUGCAGAUAUCUGGGAAGAGGUAUAUUUGAUGGCUUCACUAGCUGUUGAUUCUGCCUGGCUACCCUUGCCUAGCGAGUCCUUAUGUAGAUCUUUUAAUGUAUGCCUAGAGGAAGCAAAUCCAGCUGAUAUUUUACCUGCACUGGAAGCUCCUAUGUCUUCUGUGUCUGAUAACUGUAACAUUCCAAAACCGCCACCUCUCCCUAGCAAAGUGCGUACAAGAACUAAGUAUUCAAAAGGGCCUCUGGAGUGCAGCUUUGUCCCUAACGAAACAAAGAAUACAUGGGACAUGCUUUUUAAGGAAGGAUAUGGUGUAGACGUUUGUAUUAUCACGAAGGAUAAAUCAUGUGUUCUAGCUCAUUCUAAUAUUUUGAGUAUUGCAUCACCUGUGCUGAGUAAUAUUCUCAGCCAAUCAAAAGUCAAGCAUGGCAUGAGAUACAUCAAAAUUCCUGGAGUACCUCAUGAUGCUAUCUUUUUGUUUAUUCGAUUUUUAUAUUCAUCCUGCUAUGAAGAGGAAGAGCUGCGGAAGUUUGUUCUCCAUCUAUUAGUCUUGUCACAUUCCUACUCAGUUCCACCACUGAAAAGAGUUUGUAUUUGCUUACUGGAGCAAGGCUGGCUUACCAGAGAAAAUGUGAUAGAUGUCCUUCAGUUAGCAAAGAAUUGUGAUGCACCUAGACUUGCCUUCAUUUGUGUUCGUAUGAUCGUAAAGGAUUUCCGAUCUAUAUCUUCGACUGAAGGGUGGAAAGUGAUGAAGCGUGCUAAUCCUGCUCUUGAGCAAGAACUUGUAGAGUCUGUUGUUGACGCAGAUUCUAGAAAGCAAGAGAGGCAAAGGAAAGUGGAAGAGAAAAAGGUAUACUUGCAAUUGUAUGAAGCAAUGGAGGCCCUCCUUCACAUCUGCAAGGAUGGGUGUAGGACAAUUGGACCUCGUGACAAGGUGCUGAAAGGAAGCCAGGUUACCUGCAAUUUUCCAGCUUGUAAAGGACUCGAAACUUUAGUGCGUCAUUUCUCCAAUUGUAAGACUCGGGUCCCUGGUGGAUGUGUUCACUGCAAGCGCAUGUGGCAGCUUCUUGAACUGCAUUCCCGCAUGUGCAAUGAGCCUGAUUCUUGCAAGGUUCCUCUUUGCAGGCAUUUUAAGGAGAAAAUGCAGCAGCAGAGCAAGAAAGACGAGACAAAGUGGAAGCUGUUGGUCAGCAAAGUAAUUGCAGCAAAGAAUGCAGUAGGGCCAUUCUCAUCUCGACGGUCAGGUUUAUCCUGACAUCUCAAAUGUGAAAAGCAGCAUUACCAUGUAUUUUUAUUGGAAUUGGUUAAUGCUCCAUGAGAACUUAUAGAAGCUGUGAAUAGGGAAAAUAAAUAGAAAAGAAUAUUAAUAUAAGUUAAUGGCAAAAUAAAAUACUAGCAGUUGUUCCUUCGGUACAA
Molecule: messenger RNA, 1734 nt
Organism: Theobroma umbraticum
Lineage: Eukaryota; Viridiplantae; Streptophyta; Magnoliopsida; Malvales; Malvaceae
Gene: BT3
Product: BTB and TAZ domain protein 3
Molecular function (GO): protein binding
Source: RefSeq, a predicted model, not a curated record